This is a messenger RNA of Lodderomyces margitis, 630 nucleotides long. RefSeq lists its product as uncharacterized. Lineage: Eukaryota; Fungi; Ascomycota; Pichiomycetes; Serinales; Debaryomycetaceae. The coding region runs from base 1 to 630 and encodes 209 amino acids. The record is from RefSeq and is a predicted model, not a curated record. The transcript has a single exon.
AUGUCUAAAGCACUCUGCUGUUAUGCAUUUGAGACAUUAGUCAACAAACUCAACCUUGAGCUGAAUAAAGUGCCACUAAAGUCGUAUUUUCAAACCUUACUGGAGGAUCCAAGCAAACUUCCCAAGUCGGCUCCACUCUUUGUCACUUGGAAUAAAAAUUCGCAAUUGCGGGGCUGCAUAGGAACAUUCCAGUCGUUACCAAUUGAAUCCGGUGUUGCAAAGUUUGCUAUUAGCUCGGCAUUGCAAGACUCAAGAUUUGCGCUGAUAUCAGCCAAGGAAGUUGCUAGUUUGGAAGUUGACGUGACAUUGUUAGAUAAUUUUCAACCAAUCAAUGAUUACAAUGACUGGACCGUUGGUGUUCACGGGUUGAAAAUAUCUUUUGAGCUAGAUAGCGAAUACUAUCUGGGCACAUUCUUACCAUCUGUUGCCGACGAGCAAAAUUGGGAUAAACUUACAACCUUGUACUACUUACUCAAGAAAGCGGAUUAUCCAGUAAGUAAAAACCUGACAGAAGAGUUCUAUUCAACAGGCUUAAAGGAGGGUUGGUUGAAGUUGACUAAAUAUGAGGGAUUAAAGGCGCAUUUAACCUAUGACACCUUUUUCAAGAUUAGGGAGUCCAUUCAGGAGUAG